This is a messenger RNA of Diospyros lotus (date-plum), 1436 nucleotides long. RefSeq names its product translocation protein SEC62. Gene Ontology annotation, cellular component: endoplasmic reticulum; endoplasmic reticulum membrane. NCBI's taxonomy places the organism in Eukaryota, Viridiplantae, Streptophyta, Magnoliopsida, Ericales, Ebenaceae. The transcript is spliced from 5 exons. Bases 112 to 1254 code for a protein of 380 amino acids. Gene Ontology annotation, biological process: post-translational protein targeting to membrane, translocation. The record is from RefSeq and is a predicted model, not a curated record.
UUUACGUUAGGGCACGGCCUUUGCAUUGGAGUUACCCAAGUUACCUCUCUGCAAAAAUCAAAAUCGAAAGUUGGAAUUCGUCGAGAGAAGGGAGGACGGAGACGGAGAGAUAUGAAGAAAUCGGGAGCGGAGAAGAAGAGAGCGCGGCGAUCGACGGGAGGCGCGUUACAGAAUGGCGGCGGCGGCGGCGGAGGAGGUGGAGGCAACAACAGAGAUCCCAACACCGACAACACUCCUCCUAAGAGACAAGGUUCCAAGAAGGAUUUAUUUCAGUUGUUUGCUGAGAAGGUGAGAGAUCAUAAAGAUCUGGAAUCUAGGUGGGCAGUCUUACAAGAGACACGUGUUGAAUAUUUCAGAGGAAAGGAUUUUGUUAGUUUCCUAAAAAAUCAUCCAGAGGUCAAAGAAAUACUAGAAUCAGAUAGGAACCUAGAAGUAGAAGACAUUGCCAAUAUUCUGCUCAGAACGAAUCUUUUAGUGCGCUGUGAUCGUGUUGUCAAAACUGUUCGGCCUGGGAAGAGAAAAUUGUCUACAUGGCCAGCACAUUUGGAGAUAUUUCCUGAUCAACUUUUUUCAGAGAAUGAUGCCUUUUUUGCAUGGACUUUCGUAAAACGACGGCCAUUGUGGCAGACACUUCUAUCAUUUUUCUGGCCUGUAUUGACGCUUGCGAUCUGCUUGUUUCCUGUGUAUCCCCAUCAGGCCAAGCUCCUUAUACUCUAUUCCUGUGCUGGAAUCCUUCUACUUAUACUUUCCUUGCUUUUGAUAAGAGCUACAAUUUUUGGUGCUGUAUGGAUCAUUAUUGGGAAACGUGUCUGGAUUUUCCCCAACAUACUUGCAGAAGAAGCAACACUCAGUGAAUUAUUCCGUUUUUGGCCCAAGAAAGAUGAGGAUGAGCGGCCAAAGUGGACAGCAAGGCUUUUCUAUGCAAUAAUGGCUGUGUUGGUCAUAUUACUUCUAAGGCAUCAUGCCCCUGAUGAGGCUGCUAGAGCCAGGUACCAUAAGCGGGUCUCGAAUAUUAUUGAUGAUGUUAUUGAGUGGUCUCCAAGAUUGGCUUUGUCUGGGAUGAUGGAGAAGCAGCAAACUGUGCUGAACACCACUGAGCCCGACAACAAUUACACCGUCGGGAGCAGCGCAAACUCUGAAAAAGUGGUGGAAUCUGCGGACUUUAAUGAAGAUACUACUACCCUGGAGCAACAUGUGGAUGAAGAUGGUAUUGGAAACAGUGAGGAAUCUGAAUCAUCUACUGCAUCACAAUGAUAUACAUGGCUGAGCAUGGAAGUGGAAGCAGCAGCGAACAGAUACAGUUUUUUUUUUUUUUUCUUUUUUUUCCCCCUACCUAUUGUUGGUUUUCUGUUUAUUAAUUAUCAACUUGUAGAACCAUGUAAUCAACUAUGAUAAUAAAUCAGUGUGCCUAAAGAUUAUGCUCUUUCUAUUGUUCA